Messenger RNA from Cuscuta campestris, 1314 nucleotides. The record is from the annotation of a GenBank genome assembly. Lineage: Eukaryota; Viridiplantae; Streptophyta; Magnoliopsida; Solanales; Convolvulaceae.
GAGAUUUCUCCAGAUCCACUAAGACCAAGUUGAAGCCGCCUGGGAAGAAAGAGCAUGAAGACGCCGCCGUUCCCGAUAACUCCCUUGACCGUCUCCUUCUCGUUCACUCCGAACUCUCCUCCAUCGUCGGACAGAUCGAUGAACUUGUUGUGCAAGCACUACAGAGCAAGAAAGAAAUCAAGGAAAUCAACUCUUUUGCAGAUUUCCUGUCUGAAAUGCAAGCAUCUUUGAAGCAAUGGGUUCCUAGAUUCCAGAAAUCACUUUCUGACCCUUCUGGCUCUGAAAACAUGCCAGAACCGCCACCGCCGACAAGUAACAAAGUUGCAGACAGUCCUGAGCAGUAUAAAUGGGACUCAUUGGAAUCAUCUAAACCGGGAUUUGAGGAGAUUAGAACGGAGCAAAUAGCUCAGAUGCCCUCAGGUUUUGAUGAAAUGCUGGACGUGGGUGACAAUAAUAUGCUUGGUAGUGCGAAACCGGAGAAGUCCUACAUACUAAUGACCCCUUGCUUGAAAGUAUCACCACCCAAGUCAUGUGUAGUGCUUGAACCUGUGUCCGAAUAUCGUAAAGGCAGUCUUAAGUUUCGUAAAUCAACUCCAUAUCCGGUUGCCGUGGAGUCCUCAGAUGGAUCUCAAGAUUCAGAACCCUCGGAUGAUCUUAAUGUGAAAUAUCCCGAACUCUUUGGGAUUAAACUGGGAAAUAAGUUUGAGAACAGAUGGAAGUUAGCCGAAGAAUCACCAAAGUGGUCUCCUCCCAAAACAUGUGCUCUCUUGAAGCCACAAGAGGAUGCUGCACCCAGAGACUCUUCGAUUCCAUUAACUGCUCCCAAUCCUAAUCAGAAAAACUUGUUGCCGAGGAGCACUAAUAUCCGAGUUGGUAGAGUGUGUGAAUUUGUUGAAAGCUGCACUCCCAUGGCGAAAGAACCCGAGAGCUGUAUUAAGACAGGGAAACAACGCCAUCCGGGUGAGAACACCUUGAAGAGAGAACUGUGGACCAAGUUUGAAGCAGCAUCUACACGUGCAACGUGCUUUAAUCCAUCGCCUGCUAUGCAGAAGAUGAAUCUGCAUAAGGGGUUUUUGGACAGGCUGGAUGAGGCUUCUUCUGAUGAAUGAAGGUGCCGUGCAGUAUGGAGAAGUUUACCAUUCCUUUUUCACAAGUGUAGAAAAAGCUUGUACUCUAAUGUUUCAUCUUCAUGAGAAUGAAAAAGUGAAGUGAAUGCAAUCUUGAAUCUUGAUAGAGGAAACAAAAGUGAAGGUCAGCUCAUUUCUGUUUGUAGGGAGUGUUUUGAAGAAAAAAAAGUAAAUUCUUGUUUUUGCU